Messenger RNA from Colletotrichum chrysophilum, 843 nucleotides. RefSeq lists its product as uncharacterized. The record is from RefSeq and is a predicted model, not a curated record. Bases 1 to 843 code for a protein of 280 amino acids. Lineage: Eukaryota; Fungi; Ascomycota; Sordariomycetes; Glomerellales; Glomerellaceae. The transcript has a single exon.
AUGCUCAUGCCAUCCGCCCUCUCUUGCGACACGUCGCAGCCGCCCCUCACCCGCCUUCAAGCCGCAAUGUUCGCCUCGCCUCCCGCCAGCCCUCCGUCGCUCUCUCACCAGGGCCCCUUUGGCAACAUCUUCGACACCUGCCGCUCCCUCCAGGCCCUCCUCUCCACUCCUCAGCACCACCAGAACCACACCGUGACGCAGCAGCCAUCGCCGCCAUCGCACCACCAGCUCCCGACUCCUCCCCUCGCCCAUGCGCCGCCGCCUCUGAAGCUUCGCCUGCGCUCUCGCGCGAAGCCCGCGGCCGAUGGCAUCAACAGCGAGCACCUCCCGCGCAAGCGCAUCGCCAAGCGCGCGCCACCCCGCGGGGUGAACAAGCGCCGCCGCUCGUCCGAUGACGACCUGGGCCGCGAGGACGCCUUCAUGACCGACUCCGACGUCGACAGCGAUCUCGAGAUCUCGUCGCAACAAGAACAGCUCCCGUCCGCGCCGUCAACGCCCAAGCGCGCGCGCAUUGCGCCAGAGGUCGUGCCCCUCGGCCUCGAGCGCUCCGACUUUCACACACUACACCUCCUCAACGGCGAAGAGCCCACAUCAGAAGGAUCAAACGUCGAGGUCGAGGCCGACGGCGAGCCGUGGAGCGCAGAGGACGACAGGAUACUCGUGGAGCUCGUGCUCGAGAAGCUCAAGCUCAGCAAGUCAGAGUGGCAGGACUGCGCGCGCAGUCUAGGAAAGGACCGCAACUGUCUAUCGCGGAGGUGGAAGAGCCUGAUGGUCCAGGGCGAGGUCGGCCUAAAGGGCCGCAGGAGUAGCCGACGAACCAAGCUCCACGGCACCUGGCGAUGA